Triplophysa rosa is the source of this 6301-nucleotide messenger RNA. It is a transcript of the gene f5, whose product is annotated as coagulation factor V. The coding region runs from base 9 to 6014 and encodes 2001 amino acids. NCBI's taxonomy places the organism in Eukaryota, Metazoa, Chordata, Actinopteri, Cypriniformes, Nemacheilidae. The transcript has 25 exons. The record is from RefSeq and is a predicted model, not a curated record. Gene Ontology annotation, molecular function: oxidoreductase activity; copper ion binding.
UGUCAGAUAUGCAGCUCUGCUCCUGGCCAGGGGCUCCAUAUGGUUUGGCCCUUCUGGCAAUCCUGUCUCAUUGUGCGACAGCUGUGGAAAGACGCUAUUACAUUGCAGCUAUUAAUGUUGACUGGGAUUACACGUCUGAUGUACAGCAAAGUGUUAUACCAACGUAUAGAAAAAUAGUAUACAGGGAGUAUGAUGCAGGAUUUACAAAGGCUAAAGCACAACCCUUGUCCUCAGGGUUACUUGGGCCAACGUUGCGAGGACAAGAGGGUGACACAAUUAUUGUUACAUUUAGGAACAUGGCCGAUCGUCCUUGCAGCAUCCACCCACAUGGCAUUGCUUACGGCAAGCAGUCAGAGGGAUCUUUAUACUUUGACAACACUUCACUGUAUGAGAAAGAGGAUGAUGUCAUUUUGCCUGGAAAAGAGCACACGUACUAUUGGGAGGUAACAUCUGAGGUGGCUCCUAUGGCUGCGGACCCCCCAUGCAUCACCUACACGUAUCUCUCCCACGUUGACAUCGUCAAAGACUUCAACACAGGGCUGAUUGGAACAAUGCUGAUCUGCAAGAAAGGUGCGCUAGACGACUCUGGAAAUCAGAUUCAUUUCCAUCAGGAGGCUGUGCUGUUGUUUGGUGUGUUUGAUGAAAACAAGAGCUGGUACAGCACUGGCGGCCCUCCACAAGCGCAGAACAUGAAAUACACCAUCAAUGGCUAUACAAAUGGAUCUGUACCUGAUCUUGGCAUCUGUGCUCACUCUAAAGUCAGCUGGCACCUGCUGGCUAUGAGUUCAGAGCCAGAGCUCUUCUCUGUGCACUUCAAUGGUCAAGUUCUUCUGCAAUAUGGACACAAAACCUCAGCCGUUGGCAUUAUUAGUGGCACUGCCACUAGUGCCAGUAUGACUGCUGUCCACCCCGGCCGCUGGCUUUUCUCCUCUUACAUUAGCAGGCACUUGGAAGCUGGUUUGCACGGUUACCUGAAUAUCAGGACAUGUGAAAAGUUCCCAGCACCUAAAAGAAGGUUAACCAUCCAAGAGAGGGAGGAAAGUCAAGAGUGGACUUAUUUUAUAGCAGCAGAAGAGAUCAUCUGGGAUUAUGCACCAAAUAUGCCAGAAAACAUGGAUGGGGAUUUCCGCAUGAAAUAUUUAAAACAGGGGCCUCAUCGCAUUGGUAAAAAAUACAAAAAAGCUGUGUUUACACAGUACAAAGACGGCACAUUUAAAGAAAGAGCAGAAGAUAAGCAAAGAAAAAAGGAACUUGGCAUUCUGGGCCCUGUGAUAAGAGCACAAAUCAGAGAUGUCAUAAAGAUUGUCUUUAAAAACAAAGCAUCGCGUUCAUAUAGCAUCUAUCCUCAUGGACUGACCAUUGAUAAAUCAGCAGAAGGAGCCAGUUAUCCUGAGGGAGGGAACCAGACGCAUGGCAUCCAGCCUGGGGAGACCUACACAUAUGUAUGGAAUGUGGGGGAGGAAGAUGUGCCAACAGACAGUGACUCAAGGUGUCUUACAAGGAUGUACCACAGUGCAGUCGACACACCUAGAGACAUUGCUUCUGGUCUUGUAGGUCCUCUGCUGAUAUGUAAGAGUCAGUCUCUCAACAAAAAGAAUGUCCAGCUAAAAGCAGACAAAGAACAACAUGCCAUGUUUUCAGUUUUUGAUGAGAACAAGAGCUGGUACAUUGAUGAGAAUAUCAACACCUACUUUAGUGAUCCUACAAAGGUCAAAAGAGAAGAUCCAGAAUUCUGCAAAUCAAAUGUUAUGCAUACAAUCAAUGGUUACGUGUAUGAAAGUGGCCAAGAACUGGGAUUUUGUCAUGGUGAAAUUGUGACGUGGCAUGUGUCCAGUGUUGGGGAACAGGAUUAUAUCCAGACCGCAACUUUUUAUGGACAUACAUUUGAGCUGAAAAACAGGGAAGAGGACAUGCUCGGUCUCUUUCCCAUGACUGGAGAAACUAUUAGUAUGAACAUGGUUAAUAUAGGUCUUUGGCUUUUAGCCUCCAUGAACUCUCACGAUUCCAAUAAAGGAAUGAGGGUGAAAUUCAAGGAUCUCGAAUGCUUCAGAGAUUACGUCAUGGAAUACGAUUAUGACAUACCUGAUAAAUUCACCGUAUUGAAACCUCCAUCCAUCAAUGAAAUGUUAAAAGAAACAGCAAAGUCAACAAACCCUAAUGUGGUUGACGAAGAUACCGACUACUUUGCUGGGCUUCUUGGCAUGAGGUCGUUUAGAAACCAGAACUCAGCUGUUAAUUCAUCCGUCAAUGAAACUACAAAUGAAACGGCAAACUCAACAAACCCUAAUGUGGUUGACGAAGAAACUGAAUACUUUGCUGAUCUUCUUGGUCUGAGGACGUUAAAAAAUCUGGAUGUUGAGCCUCUGGAUCUUUCGUUUCUAGAUCAUGAUGAUGGUAUCUUUCCGACUGCUGAGGAAGUGGAUAAAUCACAUAAUGCUACUUCAGCCUCCUCCAAUCAGACUGUGGCUCAUCAUUUAUCAGUUGAUUCGGCUGGUUUGGAUAAGAAACAUAUUUCGAAUCAAAGUAUUACGAAUGAAAGCACAGUAGAUGCAUCACAAUACAUGACCAGUUCUUUUGAUUCUGAUUCAGAGAUCAUGGCAAGCAAUGGCACAGACAGCAUUAAAUCACAUUUCCAAGUAAAGCGAAACAUUGCAACAAAUGCAACUUAUUUUCCAGCAAUUGUCCGAAAUGCCUCUAUAGUAAUUUCAUCAUUCAGUCUCUAUGAAAAUGUAUCACUCGAGAUGACGAAUGAAACAGACAGUGUUUCUACUAAUACCACUCAUCUUCCAAAUAAUCUGAGAAACAUAACGCUGGUAGAACCAAUGAAUGAAACACACGGUGUCUCCUUGAACACCAGUGAUGGUAAGAGAAAUAUCACCAUAAAGGAUGGUAGACGAUCUUUAAAUUCAACUGAAGAAAUUUUUUUAAACCAAACCUCAGAACAUUUUAAGCUAAACAAAACAGAUGUAAAUAGCACCGACAUUGCGGAUGUUAACAGUGAUGCUUCAGGCCACAUCUUCAUUUACAACGUUCCUAGUUCUGACUCUCUCUCCAACGCCUCAGAACCAGAAGAGUAUUUUCUGCUACUAGAUAGUCAGCAAACCUUGGAAAUUUCCAAGGACGAUAUCUCACCAGCAUUUCUCAAGAACACCACACUAGAGCUUUUUGAGAACACUGGUGAUCCAACUGCAAACACAACAGGCAUUGAGGAACUCGGGAGCACACGGGGGAAUGAUUCCAAUGAGGUUUAUUCUCUGAUGAACUCUGAAAUUGAGAGCACUUUUUCUACACCAUACCUCAAUGUUUCCAUGCCAUCCAGAAACAGCACUGUCAGCCCAAACACAACUUCAUCAAAAAUUCAUGAAACGUUGGAAUCUAAUAGCGAAAUUCUCAAUAAUGCAUCAUUGCUCUUCCAUUUAGACAAUAUGAAUAUUUCCGUCAAUGUUUCAUCUACGAACAGCUCAGAAAGUAUUACUGAAGAUAGUAUCGAAGAAGUGGUCAUCUAUCUGAAAAACAACCACAGUGAGGUUUUACUCACCUCUCCUCUCAACCCAGAUGAAGAACACUGGGGUUAUGAGAGCACACAUAAACUGAUUGCUAUGGAAAUCCCUGAUCAUGUAAAGAAAUACAUCACAGAUGAGCCGGCAGCAAAAACAAAUAAUGCAGUCCAAAGUCCAAAAAAGAAAAAAAAGGUAGUUCACAAGCCAGUGAAGCCCAGAAAAGGUCAUGCCAUGAAGACGAAGAAGAGGAAAGAGUAUAAACCACAAGCCCUUUCUGAGAUGUCUCCAUUGGGUCCGUCUCCACGAGGUUUUGGACCUGCCGUUUUCAGUCCAAGGGGAACCAGACCUGUUUCAAGUGAGGAGGACCUGAUGAGCAAGGCCAUUGUCAUAGGAGUGCCAAGACGGGAUUUCAACGAUUAUGACUUAUAUGUUCCAAAACAAGAGCAGGAAAAUGACAUUGGGUUUCCUGACAAAUCAGAAGAAUAUGAAUUUGUGGAGUACAUGGAUCCUUAUAGCAAAUCGGUAGAUGUUCAGAACAUGGCGUUUGACACGACAUCUCAGCAUUUCUUAAAGAAGGCUGAGGACAAAGAUACCAGGACCUAUUUUAUCGCAGCAGAUGAGGAGGAAUGGGAUUAUGCUGGCUAUGGCCAAAGGAGGCUUGAUAAAUCAAAUCUAAAUGAGAGGCCCACGGCUUUUAAAAAAGUGGUGUUCAGGAAGUACUUGGACAUCACUUUCAGCAUCCGCGACAUCCGGGGAGAAAUGGACGAACAUUUGGGUAUUCUGGGUCCGGUCAUUAAAGCUGAAGUUGAUCAGACUAUUAUGAUAUUUUUCAGAAACCGUGCCAGUCGUCCAUACUCUCUGCAUGCAAAUGGGGUGACAUAUCUAAAACAAAUGGAAGGUUUGAGUUACGAUGAUCAGUCGCCUUACUGGUACAAGCAAGACGAUGCAGUUCAACCCAACAGCUCUUUUGUUUACAUGUGGACUAUAAAUCCUAAAUCUGUACCACAAAACAAUGAAUCUGACUGUCGAACGUGGACAUACUACUCUGGAGUGAACCCUGAGAGAGAUAUAAACUCUGGGCUGAUUGGACCUCUUCUUAUCUGUAGAAAGGGAACAUUGGUUAAACCAGCUAUGGAUAGAAGAGAGUUUGUCCUUCUCUUUAUGACCUUUAAUGAGAACAAAAGCUGGUACUACGAGGAGAACCGGGCGAGAAUCGAGAGGAAAAACAAAAGAACAGCCCUGGAUCCAAACUUCCAUGACAAUUUGAAAUUUGACGCCAUCAAUGGUAUUAUCUACAGCCUCAAAGGACUCCGAAUGUACACCAAUCAGGUAGCCAAGUGGCACCUCAUCAACAUGGGCUCUCCUAAAGACCUCCACAGUGUCCACUUUCAUGGUCAAACGUUCAUAAAUAAGGAAUUAAGGGACUAUCGUCAGGGUGUUUACCCACUUUUACCAGGUGGAUUUGCGACACUAGAGAUGUUGCCCUCAAAGCCUGGUCUCUGGCAGCUGGAGUCUGAGGUCGGACUCUCGCAGCAGAGAGGAAUGCAGACGCUCUUUCUUGUGUUAGAUAAUGUCUGUGAUCACCCACUCGGUCUCAUCUCUGGUACUGUAAAAAACGAACACAUUACAGCAUCGGACUCCAGAGGACAAUGGUAUCCUCAUUUGGCUAGACUACGUAACACAGGGAAAUACAAUGCAUGGAGUACAACAGAGACGGGACAGUAUAUUCAGGUGGACUUCCAGAGGCCGGUGGUGAUCAGUAAAGUCGCCACACAGGGAGCCAAGCAAUUCCUGAAAUCAAACUUUGUGCUUAACUACACCAUUUCCUACAGCACAGACAAAAAGAAGUGGUUCUUCUAUAAGGGAGACAGCGAUGCUGUCAGAAAGACUUUUGAAGGGAACAAUGAGGCUCAUGAGGAGAAGGAGAAUAUAUUUUUCCCACCUUUGAUUGGUCGAUAUGUGAGGCUGCAUCCUUUACAAUCUUACAACAAUCCAACUGUUCGUUUGGAGUACUUCGGCUGUGAGCUUGAUGGUUGCUCUGUGUCAAUGGGAAUGCAAAGUGGCAUUAUUAAAGACAAUCAGAUCACAGCCAGUUCAGUGGCUUCAGGUUGGUACUCCGGACAGUGGCAUCCCUGGUACGCACGCUUAAAUAAACAAGGAACCACUAAUGCCUGGCAAGCCAAGAACAAUGACAUGCAGCAAUGGAUCCAAGUGGAACUCCCGGUUGUGAAGAAGAUAACUGGGAUUAUAACACAGGGGGCCAAAUCAUUAGGUACAGAGAUGUUUGUGGCGGCAUUUACUCUAGAGUACAGUGAUGAUGGCAGGAGAUGGACAAAGUACACUGAUGAUGAGGAUUAUGAGCAAAAGACUUUUCAAGGCAACACCGACAACAAUAGCCAGGUGAAAAACUACAUCUACCCACCGAUAUUUUCCAGAUUCAUCCGGGUUGUUCCCAAACGAUGGCAGAGCUGUAUCACUAUGAGGAUUGAACUGCUUGGCUGUGAUUUUGAAUAAAUACUGUGCCCUCUUUCACUGAAAUUACAAUAUUUUAUAUUUCGUUUGCGUGGAUCAACUUUAUGAAAUACAUUUAUUUUAAAUGGCAUACACGAACGUAUAACUGUACCCACAGUUAAAAUGGUUUUACACGAGUUACAAGGGAAACUUUAUAAAGCGCGCCACCUAGUGUUUGUAACGUUUGUGUCAACCCAGUCAAAUAUUUUAAAACGGAAUGUAAACCAUUUUCAAAUGAGUCGCUCACAUUGAGCAAACCAAUGAGAGUUGAUAUCUUGAUAUAAAUAAAA